AUGUCCUGCGGCAAGGACUCUAGCCCAAACAAAGAGUACAAACCCCUGCACAACAUCUGUGAAUUCCUCAACGCCCUCCACAUCUACACCGACGAGGCCCGUCACAAUAUCACCCGGUACGUGGAGGCGACCCACUACUGCGCGCACGUCCGCUCCGACCUGCGCCAGUGUCUCAUCUACGACUCGCCUGAGAAAAACGCCCGGCUGAUCGGGGUGGAAUACAUGAUACCCAAACAUGUCUACAACAGCUUGCCGGACGAGGAGAAGAAGCUGUGGCACUCGCACGACUUCGAGGUGAAAUCUGGCAUGCUCGUUCUUCCCAGACCAGAGGGCGUGGAUCCGGACGAGUGGGAGCGAGCCGAGACGGAGGCCAUGAAGGAGAUUAUCGGCCUCUACGGCAAGACCUGGCACUUCUGGCAGAUUGAUCGCGGCGAUCCCCUGCCGCUGGGGUAUCCGACGCUGAUGGGCUCGCUCACCGCGGAGGGUCAGGUCGAUCUGAAUACGGCGCUGAAGGAGCGGGAUGCCCGGUUCGGCGUCGAUCAUGUCAAGAAGGCGGAGCAGCGGAGAGGCAUCGAGAAACCAGAUAUUCAUCCCCUGGCUGAUUCGUGGUGGAAAGAGGGCCGCAAGUGA
Molecule: messenger RNA, 630 nt
Organism: Rasamsonia emersonii CBS 393.64
Lineage: Eukaryota; Fungi; Ascomycota; Eurotiomycetes; Eurotiales; Trichocomaceae
Exons: 1
Coding region: 1-630 (209 amino acids)
Source: RefSeq, a predicted model, not a curated record